Molecule: messenger RNA, 1026 nt
Organism: Xylaria bambusicola
Lineage: Eukaryota; Fungi; Ascomycota; Sordariomycetes; Xylariales; Xylariaceae
Exons: 2
Coding region: 1-1026 (341 amino acids)
Biological process (GO): lipid biosynthetic process
Molecular function (GO): iron ion binding; oxidoreductase activity
Source: RefSeq, a predicted model, not a curated record
AUGGACGUUAUUCUCGAGAUCUGGGACACCUAUCUAGGCGACUACGUAUUCGCCAACCUUCACCCUGCGCGGUCCAUUGCGCCAGAUUUCCUCGAGGUUCACAAUGCGACGACCUCGUCAUGGCAGUAUAAGCCCGCCUCUUCAUACAUUGACUUCGAGCCCAGUCCAUACGCAUACAUGAGUGCGUGGGAUAGAGACAACAUAUUUCGACAGGCCAUAUCGCUGUGGACCAUUACUGUUAUCUUCGGCUGUCUGUUAUACUUCAUCUUCGCUUCUCUCUCAUACUGGCUGGUCUUCAACAAGGACGCGAAACUUCACCCCAAAUUUCUCAAGAACCAGAUUUCCAUGGAAAUUAAACAAUCGGUGUCGUCCUUCCCAGGUAUGGCUAUCCUCACAACCGUGUUCUGGCUCAUCGAGGUCCGCGGAUACACGAAACUGUACGACACGCCCGCUGAUGGCCCGGGCAUGUGGUACGAGUAUGCUCAGUUCCCCUGCUUCCUGGUUUUCACGGAUGCCUUGAUUUACCUAAUCCACCGUGGUCUACACCAUCCUGCCGUCUACAAGCAGCUGCACAAGCCUCACCACAAAUGGGUUAUGCCAACACCCUUUGCGUCCCACGCUUUUCACCCCGUAGAUGGGUUUGCGCAGUCGUUCCCGUACCACUUGUAUCCAAUCUUGUUCCCCUUGAACAAAUACGCGUCCGUCGCGCUCUUCGUCUUCGUCAACUUUUGGACCAUCAUGAUCCACGAUGGCGAGUAUGUGGCUGACAGCCCCGUCAUCAACGGUGCCGCCUGCCACACUAUGCACCACCUGUACUUCAACUACAACUAUGGCCAGUACACUACACUCUGGGACCGCCUUGGAGGCUCAUACCGCAAGCCCGAUGCCGAUCUCUUCGACAAGGAAAAGAAGAUGAGUGAUGCCCAGUGGAGGCGUCAAGUCAAGGAUAUGGAGCGCAUCGCCGAAGAAGUCGAGGGUGUGGAUGACCGUGUCUACGAGAGAACUGAAUCAAAAAAGAGCAAAUGA